This is a messenger RNA of Zingiber officinale, 929 nucleotides long. RefSeq names its product E3 ubiquitin-protein ligase MPSR1-like. Gene Ontology annotation, molecular function: ubiquitin protein ligase activity. The transcript has a single exon. Gene Ontology annotation, biological process: protein ubiquitination. The record is from RefSeq and is a predicted model, not a curated record. Gene Ontology annotation, cellular component: cytoplasm. The coding region runs from base 126 to 719 and encodes 197 amino acids. NCBI's taxonomy places the organism in Eukaryota, Viridiplantae, Streptophyta, Magnoliopsida, Zingiberales, Zingiberaceae.
GCCCGCUCCGCUAUAUUUACUCCGCGUUACUGACCGGCGAUUCUUUCAUUCCGUUGCUGUUCGAGUUCUUAUUGAGAAUUUCAGAUCGUCUUUUCUUGUUCCUCUUCCUUCGCGAGUCUUGAUCGAUGGGGGAGGAGGCGGAGAGAGGGCGUCCGACGGAGGUGAUGAGGCAGGGGACCGCGUUUUUUCCUCUCUUUGUCGGUGUGGUUCGCGACGGCGACACAGUGGCGGAUCCGGUGCGGCUCGUCAUCUUCAACCCGAUCGCUCGCGGGAUUGUCGUCCUCCCGGGCGAUCCGGAGGUGAUAUCCACUCUGAUGUCUUCAGAUCCGGCGACCGACGGUCCCUCGCCAGCUUCCAAGGCGUCGAUCGAGGCCCUUAGGGUUGUGGAUCUGGAGGAAAACGGCGGUGCGGAGGAGGAGUGCUCGGUGUGCCUGGACGGUUUGUGGAGACGCGAGGCUGCGCCGCCUGUGGAGGAGGUGGUGAGGGAGAUGCCGUGCGGGCAUCGAUUCCACAGUGGGUGCGUCGAGAAGUGGCUAGGGAUGCACGGAUCGUGUCCGCUCUGCAGGUAUCUGAUGCCGGUGGCGGAAGAGGAGCCGAAGAAGGUCGUAGGAGAUGAGAGGGCAAGAGCCAGAGAGUUGGUUGUGACCAUAGCAUUUGAACGAAGGGAAGGAGAUGCUAGUCAACAGCAGCAACAGCCAGAACAGAGGGAAGCUGAAUGAGGUGUGAAUAGAAUUCACAGUGAUUGGAUUUCUUUUUCUUUUUUUUUGUUGUUGUUCAAAGUGAAAUUUUCUACUGAUUUCAGCUUGUGCAUUGAAAUUUGUUUUUCUUAAUUAAGAAUUGUUCGAUUCUUCUUGUCAAUGAAUACUCUGAUAUCUAUCUGCCAAUUUACCACUUACAAUGCGAAUAUUGAUCAUCUAAGUUCUCAGUUA